Doryrhamphus excisus (bluestripe pipefish) is the source of this 2957-nucleotide messenger RNA. Its product is annotated as regulator of G-protein signaling 9-binding protein. The record is from RefSeq and is a predicted model, not a curated record. NCBI's taxonomy places the organism in Eukaryota, Metazoa, Chordata, Actinopteri, Syngnathiformes, Syngnathidae.
AGCCGUGAAGGCGCUUUGGGGGCAUUUAAACAUCAUCCACUGGACCGAAGUGGACGCAGGCAACACGAAAAAGGCGAAUGGAUCUCCAUGUCGAGGGGGGAGACCUUUUUUCUCUUUCUAACAUUGCAUGACGCCACUCGUUUUUUUCAGUGCAUUAUCUUUGAAUAUAUGGACUUGUUAUUGUAAUUGUUUUGCUUCUCCACCUGUAGCUGAGUGUGGAUAUUACUUUGCAAAAACACACUGUUGGAUUAUUGCGCAUCCGUGCGUAAAAGGAGAGGGGAAAGGUUAAAUCCAUUCAAGGCUGCCGGUAGAGCAGCAUGGAUAGAAAGGAAUUUGCACUCACCUAGGAGACAAGUGGUCCAUCCCGGGAGCUCGCCAUUUCUCUCUCGUUUGUCAUAUUCCUGCGGAGGAAGAAGAGGAAGAGGAGGAGAGCGUCGGUGAGCAGCCAUGGGCAAAGAGGAGUGUAAAACUAUGCUGGACGCUCUGAAUAAAGUGACGGCCUGCUACAGACACCUGGUCAUCGCUCUGGGCAGCACCUCGGACUCGCAGAACUUACGCGAGGAGCUGAAAAGGACCCGCAAGAAGGCGCAGGAGCUGGCCGUGGCCAACCGGACUAAACUCACGUCCCUGCUCAAAGACAAGAGCAUCAGCAAGGAGGACCGCGCCGAGUACGAGCGUCUAUGGGUGCUCUUCUCCAGCAGCAUGGACCUCCUGGAGGUGGACAUGAAGCGGUCGCUGGAGAUAGGCCAGGACUUCCCGCUCAAGGUGCCUACUAGGCAUUUCAUUCAGACGGGCAUGACGGGAAGCACCAGCACCGUGGCAGCCCGCGCCAUGAGCGUGCAGAACAUGAAGUACGAGGCCGACAGCAACAUCGACACCGCCGACCUGCGGGACCUGCAAGCCGAGAUCUGCCAGGUGAGCCAGAUGAUGGAGGAGAUGGAGAUGAAGGUGCAGGUGGCGCCGUGGGCCGUGGAAGCCAAACAGGAGGCGGGCGCCGAGCUCAAGUCCAACAUGAGCGUAGGAAAUUCCUCCGUGGGCGUCAUCUCUAUCUGCGAGGAGGAACCCAAGGAUGAGGAGGGAGGAGGAGGAGGCGGCGGGGACGCCGGCUUUGCGUCCAUCUGCGCCGUGGUGGUCUUCUUUGUCAUCGUCACUGUGGCUGUGGUUCUAGGCUAUCUGGUUAUCAACAUGUCCUGAACGUCAGUAGGCCUACCCACAAAUGACAAAAAACGUGGUGGGUAGGUUACAAUGUCAGCACACUGAGUGGUGUCCUAUUUUCAUAUUUAUAUUUCCCUUGCAAAAGUGCACAAACAACAAUUUCCGUCACCCUGAAAAAAAAAACAAGUAGGAUAUUUACGACACAAAUCAAGUAUUAUACGAAAACAUGGUAACAUUACGAGAAUAAAUUUCUACAGUUAUCAGCGGGUAAGUCAUAACAUUAUGAGAGUAAAGCAUAUAGUCAUAUAUUACAAAAAAAAAUCAUAAUGAUUUAAUAACAUUACGUGAAGAUGCCAAACUUGUUAUUAAUUAUGUUAUUAGGACUAAACCCCCGAAAAGUCUACUAUCACUCAAAAAAGUUGUAAUUUUACGAGAAUAAAGUGUCAAUAUCAUGCAAGUCACUGUGUGACAAGACUAACAUCGUACUCUUCCAAGUUUUUGCUAUUACAAUAAGAAAACGGUGACAUUUCCGAGAAUAAAGUUGCAUUGUUAUAAGUAAUAUUCUUAAAGGGAUAGGCACAUUAAAGUCAUAACGCUACGAGACUCAUGUCGUAAAGGCCUAGUGUUACCGUACUAAAGUCGUAAUGUCACGAGAAUAAGGUUGUAGUUCUCAGGUUGUGCCAAAACUACCGUGUUGUAGUUUCUUCUAUUUAUACUAAAUCUGCACGUUCAUGCUAAUAAUAUUGACAUUAUGCUUGUAAAAUGACAACUUUUUAAGUAAAGAUGUUGCGAUUCUAUUGCAGCGUUAUUCAUAGAAAAUGUGGACUUCCACCCGCAUAACAUUACAAUGUCAUUCUCGUAUUUUUUGGGAUAUUUACAUUUUCAUGGUUGUCACUUUGUUUUCGUAAUAUUUUGUUUUCCUUACACUCUUUUGACGCAAUGUCACCAAAAUUGCUCUGAUUCGUUUUCCUGUUUAUGGACCAACAUGUUGCUAGGCAGAACUUUUUGUUAAAACUGGCACAUACCAGCCAUGCCUACUAACAAAACUACUACAUAAACAUCAGCAUAGUAAUGAUAACAGUUUUAUUUUACUUUAUUUCGCAAGUGAAUCAUUACUAAAAAGAAAUCUGCUGUUCUCUGCCCUAAUGUAUCAGAGGACAAAAACUGUGGAGUAAAUAUGAUGAUUUGUGAAAACAUUUGCACUAGAUUUAAAACAUUUAGAAGGUGGAGAUAACGGGCAUCAGGUACGUUGUGAGAUAAAGCAGGCCUGCUUCUAGGGUUUAGGGGUUUGUUUAUUUUUGGAAACAGGGGCAGAAAGCAAAGAAAAAAAAAACUACAAGGCAGUGUGUGGCCAUCAGGAUUUAUGCAAACAACACGUAAUCCAAGUGGAUUAGCAGGGGAGCUCAUGCAGAAACAUAGCCUACUGUUAAGUAUUCCCAUUGACAGGCUAAAAGAUUCCUUACAUGAACAAAUAGCAAAUGCGGCCAUCUGAUAAAGUUCUUUGUUUUUGAAUCUGCACUAUUCCGCACAUUCUCGCCAUAACACGUUACGUAAUCCACAAUAAAAUCAGAUAUUUGUAGAUUCCAGUGCAUCAAAUCACAAUGUGAUUCUAAGAGCUGUAAGUUCACUGAAUGCUUUGCUCCAAUAUCAGGGUUUUCUUGUAAAAACAGUGUUGAAUGUAUACAUUGCAAAAUGUAUGAAUAGAUGUUUUGUACAGACAGUCUUCUUGUGUCAGAUAAUGUACAUACAAUCAAGUAUAUUUAUUAUAAUAAAACAAUGAAAUGCACAAAGAGCUGUUUGGA